Trifolium pratense (red clover) is the source of this 2032-nucleotide messenger RNA. RefSeq names its product polyphenol oxidase A1, chloroplastic-like. Lineage: Eukaryota; Viridiplantae; Streptophyta; Magnoliopsida; Fabales; Fabaceae. Bases 130 to 1956 code for a protein of 608 amino acids. Gene Ontology annotation, molecular function: catechol oxidase activity. The record is from RefSeq and is a predicted model, not a curated record. Gene Ontology annotation, biological process: pigment biosynthetic process. The transcript has a single exon.
AAAAGAAACAAAAUUAAAUGUCCACGUUAGCCAUAUUACACACGUACAAAGGUAAAGAAAAAUCUUCCUUAUUUCAUUAUAAAAGGGCUAUGGGAAAGCCUUAUAAAAAAAUAUAAGCUAAUUAAAACCAUGGCAUCUAUCUCACCUCUUUCUUUCAUUUCCACAAUCAAUGUAUCUUCCAACUCAAAGAAUAUUAUUACCACUUCUUCCUUGUAUCCAUUUUCUCAAAAACAACACAAAUAUUCUAAACAUAGAAAAUCACCAAAUUACCACCAAGUGAAGAUCACGUGUAGUGACAAUAAUAGCAACCAAAACAACCCUAAUGAAGAACAAGAACAACCAAACAUUGUAGGACAUAGGAGAAAUGUCCUAAUUGGACUUGGAGGACUUUAUGGUACUUUUGCCACUAACCCUUUUGCCUUAGCUUCUCCAAUAUCCCCACCGGAUCUUUCCACAUGUGGCCCACCAGAUCUACCCUUAGGAGCAUCACCCAAUGAUAUUAAUUGUUGUCCACCAAAUUCCACAAAAAUCAUUGACUUCAAAAUCCCUUCUUCAAAUCAACCCUUAAGGGUAAGACAAGCAGCACAUUUAGUCAACGAGGAAUAUUUAGCAAAAUACAAAAAAGCCAUUGAACUCAUGAAAGCCUUACCAUCCAAUGAUCCACGUAGUUUCACACAACAAGCAAAUAUUCAUUGUGCUUAUUGUGAUGGUGCAUAUUCUCAAGUUGGUUUUCCUAACCUAGAUCUUCAAGUUCAUAAUUCUUGGCUAUUUUUUCCUUUUCAUAGAUGGUACCUUUAUUUCUAUGAAAGAAUUUUAGGUAGUUUGAUAAAUGAUCCAACCUUUGCUUUACCAUUUUGGAACUACGACGCUCCUGAUGGCAUGCAAUUUCCUUUGAUUUACACUGACGGUACGUCUCCUCUUUACGAUGAACUCCGUGAUGCGAAUCAUCAACCUCCAACUAUCAUAGACUUAAACUAUGACGGCGUCGAUGACAACGAUGAUGGAAAUGAUAGAAUCUCCACAAACCUUACUAUAGUGUAUAGACAAGUUGUGUCUAGUGGAAAAACUGCAAGACUUUUUCUUGGAAGCCCUUACCGUGCCGGCGAUGAACCGGAUCCCGGUCCUGGAUCUUUUGAGAAUGUUCCACAUGGAAUUGUUCAUAUAUGGAGUGGAGAUUCCACUCAACCUAACUUUGAAAACAUGGGAACUUUCUAUUCAGCCGCAAGAGAUCCUAUUUUUUUCUCUCACCAUUCAAAUAUUGAUAGGUUUUGGUCUAUAUGGAAAACACUUGGUGGGAAAAGAAAGGAUUUCAAUGACCAAGAUUGGUUAGAAUCUGCGUUUUUAUUCUAUGAUGAGAAUAAGAAUCUUGUUAGGGUAAAGGUUAAGGAUUGUCUUGACACAAAAAACUUAGGUUAUGUUUACCAAGAUGUGGAUAUUCCAUGGCUAAAUGCUAAACCUACACCAAAAAGAAUACAAAAAAAUGUGAAUGUUGCUCAAGGAAAUUUUUUUGGUGUUGGUGAAGCACAUGCAAGUGAGAUUAAUUCAAGAAGUUAUGUUAAUUUUCCAUUGGUUUUGGAUAAUGUUGUGAGUGCUAUUGUGAAGAGGCCAAAGAAAUCAAGGAGCAAGAAAGAGAAGGAAGAAGAGGAAGAGGUUUUAGUGAUUGAAGGGAUUGAAUUUGAUAAGAAUUUAGCUAUUAAGUUUGAUGUGUUUAUUAAUGAUGAAGAUGAUACAGUGAUUAGGCCGGUUAAUACUGAGUUUGCCGGAAGUUUUGUGAAUGUGCCUCAUUCUUCUCAUAAACACAAAAAGAAGACUAAUAGCUGUUUAAGAGUUGGAUUAACAGAUUUGUUGGAAGAUUUGGGAGUUGAAGAUGAUGAUAGUGUUGUGGUUACUUUGGUUCCAAGGUAUGUGAAAGGACUUGUCAAAAUUGGAAACAUCAAGAUUGAACUUGAAGAUUGAAAAUUUCUACUACUUGUUAUGCACGUGUGAGUUGUUGGUUGAUUUUUUGUUGGCAUGAAGUGUUUGUUUGUUGGUA